AUGAGGAGGGAUCACCUAAUCUCACGGCCGAACAGAGAACGACAUCAGCCUUACGUCAAGGCCCCCGUCCCUUAUUCCUCCCGCUAUGAUGAGGGUCCAUCUAGGCUGAGAAUGGGGACUCAUAUGAAUGAGAGAGAAAUAGUCUACGCCCUAGAAAAACUCGGAAUAAAGGUGAAGUGGUCGCCAAAUAUGAGGUCCGACCCAAAUACUAGAAAAUCUAACGCCCUCUGUGAAUUUCACCAGGAACGCGGGCACAAGACAGAGGAUUGCAUUGCCCUGAGGCAAGAAGUUGUGAACAUGUUGCAGCAAGGACACCUCAAAGAUCUACUGAGCGACAAGGGAACGAACACCUUCGCCAGGGGUCAAGAACGUCAAGGCCCGCCAAAGCUGCCCUCACCGGCCCACACCAUCAAUAUGAUUAUUGGCAGCAAUGACGAUGCCCCCAUCAAUGGUAUCAAGUUCACCGCUAAUCACAAUCUCAAAAUAUUGAUCACCCAUGAAAGGUAUGAUGGACUCGAGGAAAGUAUCAUCUUCGACAAGUCAAUUGCCGAUGGUUUGACUUUCCCUCACAACGAUGCUCUUAUCAUUACUUUACGAAUUUCACAUACUGAUGUUAAGCGUAUCAUGGUGGAUGAUGGGAGUGGAGCGUGA
Messenger RNA from Nicotiana tabacum (common tobacco), 651 nucleotides. RefSeq lists its product as uncharacterized. The record is from RefSeq and is a predicted model, not a curated record. NCBI's taxonomy places the organism in Eukaryota, Viridiplantae, Streptophyta, Magnoliopsida, Solanales, Solanaceae.